Diachasma alloeum is the source of this 1981-nucleotide messenger RNA. Its product is annotated as aldose 1-epimerase. The coding region runs from base 79 to 1224 and encodes 381 amino acids. The transcript is spliced from 4 exons. The record is from RefSeq and is a predicted model, not a curated record. NCBI's taxonomy places the organism in Eukaryota, Metazoa, Arthropoda, Insecta, Hymenoptera, Braconidae. Gene Ontology annotation, biological process: glucose metabolic process; beta-D-galactose catabolic process via UDP-galactose, Leloir pathway. Gene Ontology annotation, molecular function: carbohydrate binding; aldose 1-epimerase activity.
CCCUAUAUAUAUUUAGUUAAACAGCAGACGUAGACAGCGCGACUUGUUUUUUGCCCGUGAUAAGCACUACAGCGAGAGAUGUUGCUUAAAAUUUUCCUGACGUUGUUCGAAGUCCUUGGACUCCUCAGAAUGGCUCAGACCCAAGCUUCAGAGAUCACAAUGAAGUCAUGGGGAACAGUUGAUGGGAAGGAAGUCAAAAUGUUCACCCUGAAGAAUCAGAAUCAUCAAGAAGUGGAUAUUCUUAAUUAUGGCGCUACCAUCAGAGCUGUUCGCACUCCUGAUAAGAAGGGGAAGGUUGCGGACGUUGUUCUAGGGUUCGAUAACAUCGAAGGAUAUCUCAAAGCGGACAAUCCGUACUUCGGAGCGACGGUCGGCAGAGUUGCCAAUCGUAUUGGCAAAGGGAGGUUUCUCUUGGACGGGGUCGAGAUAAAUGUCUCCAAGAACAUACCCCCCAACACUCUCCAUGGAGGUUUCAAAGGCUGGAACUCAAAGAUUUGGGAAUCGACGAUUCGAGGUGAUGAAUUGGUGAUGACUCUUCUGAGCGAGGACGGUGAUGAGGGUUUUCCAGGGGCGGUUAUUGCUACAACUGUCUUCAAACUCGACAAUAAUGGGACUCUAUCCAUCGUUAUGAAGGCUUGCGUUACCAAAGCCACGCCGAUCAACCUGACUAAUCAUAGUUACUUCAAUCUAGCUGGACACGCAACGAAUGCAUCUGAACUGUACAAGCACUCGAUUAUGCUCAACGCGGAUCGCUGGACAGUGACCGACGCCGAUAGCAUUCCAACUGGUGAAAUAAGAACCGUCGCCAAUAGCAUCAUGGACCUCCAAACCCGGAAGAUCCUCGGUGAUGUAAUUAAUAAAGUUCCUGGAGGUGGCUACGAUUACAAUUUCUGCCUAGUCAAUGGCGAAAAGAAUCGAGACAGCAAACUAGUCGCCAAAGUCGAUCAUCCUGCGUCAGGGAGAACCCUCGAGGUUCACACCAAUCAGCCAGGUGUGCAAUUCUACACCGCCAACUUCUUGCCAGAAGCCAACGCAAGUGGAAUUUCAGGGAAAGAGGGGAAGAGCUAUUUCAAACAUGGAGCUUUCUGUCUGGAGACACAGAAUUAUCCUGAUGCUGUUAAUCAUGCGAACUUUCCUAAUAGCAUUGUGAGACCUGGGGACUUGUACUAUCACACUGUUGAAUAUAAAUUCGGUGUGCAGCCGUUCGUGGAACCAUUGUAUUGAUUACUCAGUAAAAUGGAACAAUAUCUGAUGCAAAUUAUUGCAUCAUCUUUUUAUAUCAUCUUGAAAAAUUAUAUUUAUGAACGAGUUUAUUUUAUGAUUCGUAAUGAAAAUUGUGAUGAACUGAGAAAAUUAAAAUGGGUGAUUUGUGAUGAAAUUAGUAAAUGGAUGGGGAAUGAAAUGAAAAGCUUGAGUGAAUAAUUAAUUUGAUUUUUCAAUAGCUGUAGAGAUUAUGCAGUUGCUCAUUACGUCAAUUAUGGAAUUGAUUACUCAAUAAAAGGGAACAAUUUUUAACGGAAUAACUGUAUUAUUUUUUUACAAUUCUGGAAUAAAUGAAGGAAUAAGAACAAAUGCGAGAAUUUUUCAGGGGCGAAAAUUGCCACAACUAUCUCCAAACUUCAUGAUUAUGCACAAUUACUUCAAUUUGUUUCAACACGUAUAUUUAUGUAAUUUAAUCAUCCAAUAAUUGCAUUAAUUAUUCAACUAUUGAAUCAAUUACUCAAUAAAAUGCAACAAUAUCUGAUGCUAAUUAUUGCUUCAUCUUUUAUGUGAUGUUGACAGAUUUUGUAUGAUUUACGAGGAAUUGAGAAAAUUACAAUGUGUGAUUUAUCAUGAAGUUGUGUAAAUGGAUGGGGAAUGAAAUGAAAAGCUUGAGUGGAUAAUUAAUUUGAUUUUUCAAUAGCUGUAGAGAUUAUGCAGUUACUCUUCACUUCAAUUAUGGAAUUGAUUACUCAAUAAAAGGGAACAAUUUUUAAUGGAA